Messenger RNA from Xenopus tropicalis (tropical clawed frog), 2858 nucleotides. It is a transcript of the gene adap1l, whose product is annotated as ArfGAP with dual PH domains 1 like. Bases 418 to 1509 code for a protein of 363 amino acids. NCBI's taxonomy places the organism in Eukaryota, Metazoa, Chordata, Amphibia, Anura, Pipidae. Gene Ontology annotation, molecular function: GTPase activator activity; phosphatidylinositol bisphosphate binding; anion binding. Gene Ontology annotation, cellular component: cytoplasm. The transcript is spliced from 11 exons. The record is from RefSeq and is a predicted model, not a curated record.
UGACUCAGAUUCCUCCCUACUGUGUCCGGAGCACAAAAGAAUUGAAACAGCAAAGCCUUUUAGUUCCUGCUCGUUAUCAUACAGAGAGAACAUAGUUCGGUGGCACCCUGUGCUCUGGGCACACCCUUACCUUGAGGAUCCCCUGCUGUGCCUGUGCAUGUAACAUACUGCAGCAACACUGAUACACACUUGUGGCUCUGCGUGGGGACGCCCUGGGUGUUUCUACAGGUAGAGAACACUGGCCUAACACCCCGAGUAAGCAUGUCUGGAGAACAUAACUGGAAUGCAGCAACUGUCAAGAAUUUAACUGCAAGAGAAGGAAAUGGAACCUGUGCAGACUGCAGAGCUCCAGGGUGGAAUUCUGCCUGACUAAACAUGCCUUGAAGAAAGAUUGGAACAUUAAGGCUAGACAGAUGUAUGAACAGAAAAUGGUACAUUUACCAAUGGGCUGUCUGUUUGCCUCUGCUAGAUCCUCAGUGGGCUUCCCACACACUGGGCAUCUUCCUUUGCGUGGAUUGCUCAGGCAUCCACCGCAAUCUGCCAGAAAUCAGUAAAGUGAAGUCUUUGAUUAUGGACAACUGGGAUGACACCCAAGUUCAGUUCCUAGCCAGCCACGGGAAUAUUGCAGCCAAAGCAAUAUAUGAGGCUCAUGUGCCUGUGUAUUACUACAGACCAAAGCAUACGGAUUGCCAUGUUUUAAGAGAGCAGUGGAUUCGAUCAAAGUAUGAGCGCAAAGAAUUCAUUAAACCCAAAGGAAACAUUUCUAAUGGCUCAAAAGAGGGGAACCUUCUCAAGCGAGGGCGGGAUAAUGGACAGUACCUGCCGAGAAAAUUUUUCCUGUCCGAGAUAGAUGGCACCCUAAAAUACUUCACAAAGCCUGACGCCAAGGAACCAAAGACAGUGAUCAGAAUUGACACUGUUAAUGCCAGCUUCCAGCCCGUGAAGAUGAAAAAUGCCAAUGGCUUACAGAUCACAUAUGUCAAGGACAACAAGACGAGAAAUAUAUUCGUGUAUCACAAUGACGGACAGGAGAUUGUAAGCUGGUUUAAUGCCAUCCGAUCAGCCCAGUUCAGCUACAUGCAAAUUGCCUUUCCAAAAGCAUCAGACAAAGAGAUCAUCAGUCGCCUGACCCGAAAUUUUUUGAAAGAAGGUUACAUGGAAAAGACUGGACCCAAGCAAACUGAUGGCUUUAAGAAAAGAUGGUUCACUCUUGACCAUCGAAGACUGAUGUAUUUCAAGGACCCUUUGGAUGCUUUUGCCAAAGGGGAGUUGUUUUUAGGAAGCAGUCAGAAUGGUUAUGAGGUGAAGCCUGUGAUAGUCCCCUCCACACAUGGUAACUGCACCUGGAAUUAUGGCAUCUCAAUCACUACCCCAGAACGCACCUACCUUUUUACCUGCGAGAGUGAAAGUGAGCGGGAGAACUGGCUCCUUGUGUUCAAGGAGGUGAUCAGCCAACCCAUGACUGUUAGGGAAUUCUCAGUUGAAGCACAGUUUAAGACAAGGUCCUAACACGAUGCCUCUUCUGUACGACAUGAUCAUAUUCACUCUUCUAAGACUUUAAAUUUGUGGUGCCCAUUUCAUACACAUCCUGUCACUUUAUUUCAUUGCUGGAGCACUGCAUGAGGCCUUUUAGGAGUAAGAAGAUUUCACAUAAAUAAACUUUACAGCAAUAACAACAAGAAAAAAUAUAAUGUAUGUGCAUUGUUUAAAUAUGGGCAAUCAAAAUCCUCAGUAUGUUAUAGUAUGUCUUAAAAUGCCCUUCAUGGUUGAGGACCCUCAAACACAGCAGGAUUCAUUAAUUGUUGGACUGGGGUGUGUGGGGCUCACCGCUCAGUUGCCCCCACCCCAGUUACAAGCUGCUCUGCACUGCAAACCCAGUCUCCACUCUUUCCCCUGCUGCGCACAUGCACCUGCGGCCCGUACCUUGUGUUCCCUUACAGCCACUGCCAGGAAUGCCCACAGUUCCUGGUAAGGAGCAGGCCUGGGGCAACAGGGCUCAUGUUUUUCCCAGUGUCCAUCUGGUCCAGUCUGACCCAGGGCUCAUUUACACAUGCUGGACAAUUUGGACCUGAGCAGUAACAUGGAAACCAAACAAAUUUUUGCUUUCACCAUUCUAUUUGCAACUUGCCAUAAAAAAAAAAAAGAUUACCAACCAGAUUGGUUCCGAUGGGUUACUGCCCAGGUCCAAAAUUGCCCACUGUGUAAAUGAGCCCCUGCAAUGUAAUAAUAGUUCCUAAAGGUGCAGUAAGCAUACCAGCCAAUUAGAUGUUUACUUUCAAAGUGCAGUUGUUGAUUUGUUGCUGUGAAGCAAACUUUACACCUGUUGUAACAUAUCCUCAGUAGAGUUGAACAGCUGAGGGUUUGAUACUGGUUUCAUGUGACAGGCUGCAAUGGUGGUCACAACCUGAACCAGUGGCAUAAUUAUAUGGGAAGCAGACCCUGCAACUGGAUCACCUGUGACACUUUAGCUGGGGGAACCCAUAGCCAUAGCCAUGUAAUUCCUGUGAUCUGAACACCAAAAUGCCUCCCAGCAGGCACUGACUCUCAAUCUGGGGAUUCUGGCAAAUGCCAGAGGGGCUGCUGCACGACACAAUAGAAAGUCACUAUUUAUUGGGCUGUUUUGGCCUACUUAAAAUUCCAGGGCCUAUUUUAAAUCCAGACCUGCCCAGUCCAGAGCUGCCCCCCAUUUACCCCCUAAACCAUUCUCCAUAGCAGCAGGGCAUUUAGAAGAGAGUAAAUCUCUUCUAAGCCGGUUUGACUACAUUAUUCCCUGUCUCUGUCUGUCCCUCUGCAAAUAUUAAUUUUGUUUUUGUAAGCUAAGCCUUAAUGAUUGGUUUCAAUAAAUGUGUUCCUAUUUG